GGUUUCCCAGCAUCCUGUAUACAAAAUGUCAGCGCCCACAACAAACCUCCCAUUUCCGUAUUUGUGUAUCUCAUAUUUCACGUUCUAAACAAUGUAACUCAGUCAAUUGUUCAGCUGCCGUGUGUUGGAGACUUGCGAGUUGACAAUGAAGAACCUCACGGAGGAGAGGGACUUUGUGUAUACAUUUUAUAGCAAGAACUUGAAGUCUACUGUGACUGUGCCAGUUACGAUUCCUCUGUCAACAUCUGUCAGUGAGUUUGUGGGCCGACUUGUCAACGCGCAUAACCUGCCUUGUUAUGUGGAGGACGAUCUGACAGCGGCCCUCACAGAGUUUGUUUCCAAGGAAACUCAUCAGCUGAGUGAUGCCAGAGCAGACGAAGCUAUCCAGAAGGUCCAGAUGGGGCAGGUGUCAUCCGCUGACCUUGUCAAGCGAUGGACAAAGGCUUUCACUCAGGAAGUGAAGGCGUACUCGACCCCGGUUGAGGUGACCAAUGACCAGGUGUUCUCUGAGGUGUACCACACGCUGAUCCACUCCCCCGCCCUGGAGACGCUGCUCAACCUGGAACACACAUAUGCCCUGGCGGUGGAGGACCUGACAGACCAGCGGGACAAGGACCUGCAGCAUCUCGACACCAUGCAGCAGGAAGAGAUGGAACAUGCACUAAAGAAUGUUGGUGCAUCGUAUGCAGACGAGGACAUCAACACUCUCGCACAAAGACAUUUCGAGAACACCCAGUUGAUCAACAGCAAGUGGAUGAGUGAGCUGAGUAACGUCCACGAGACACAGAAGCGCGAGUACCGGGAGUGGGUCAUGAAGGUGCACGAAGACUCCACCUCCAACAAUGGCGCUCCCGCCUACCAACAGAGAUUGAGGAACAUGUCAACGGCGCUGCCUGCAGCGGAGGAGGAGGAGAGGCAGGCGCCAUCUACCCGACUCGAGGAGUCCUUCACUAUCCAUCUCGGGGCACAGAUGAAAACCACCCAUAAUCUACGUCUGCUCUGCACGGAUGUCCUUGACCUUUGCAGGCACAGACCACACACAAUAGGCGGUGUAAUGAUCCCAGAGCCACAGCGGCUGCAGACAGCGAUGUCCCUUUACUCCGACUCACUAUGUGCCAUGAUCCUCCUGGUGGACAACAGACUCAACACCUUCACCGGGAUCAAGAGAGAUUUUGCUCGGGUGAGUGAACAGUCAACAGACUUCCAUUUCUCGGACAUGGAUCAUCAGAUGCUCCUCAUUGAACAGGAAGUCACAAAAUGCAACGACAUCCGUGUCAUGCGGAGGGUUGCUGAAGACGUAGACAAGAUCAGCAUUAAGAGUACAGGCAGCAGCUCCAGUGAUGGCCAGGACAAGACCCUUGGCAACAAGCUGCAGGUUGGUGACGUGUACAUCAGCAAGCACUCCAACCUGUCUGAAGUUCACACAGCAUUCCACCUCGUGUGUGACGAUGGCGUGCGAUCUACCGACAUCACAUCUCGGCAUCCGGUCAUCCUCAGCAUCAGGAACAUCAUCAAACUGUGUUUCCGCCACAACAUCCACACCCUCACCAUACCACUCCUUCUGGCGCAUGAGAUGUCUGAGGAGAUGACUAUACCCUGGUGCAUGAAGCGAGCUGAGCUGCUGUUUAAGUGUGUCAAGGGAUUUAUGAUUGAGAUGGCCACCUACAGCAGUCAGCAGUCCCGCACCAUCCAGUUCCUGGUCCCUCAGGGCCUGUCGGAGGAAAUGUUCACCAACAUCAGCAGCAUGCUGCCAAAUAUAUUCCGUCUGUCCAACCCACUCGUCGUCAGGUCAGGCCCACACAACCAUGCUACUUCCUAGUCCAAAACUAGUCCAAAACACCUCAAUCUUCAACUGUGAUGUUGUCACCUACACCAGCUACCAACUCGCUACCUUACCUCAGGGCUGCCUCAACCUUCCACACCAGUAAAACAGUUCUUAUUCAGUGUGGAGUAUCUCCUAAGGAAACCUUGUUUGUUCGAAUCAGUAAUGGGUAAUAAAAGAAUAAAAGAAAAGCUGAGUGCCAAAAGUCGCUUGAAGAUGAGAGCCCUUUCUAACCAUGAUGGCUGCAUUAAGAAGUGGAACAGUCGCUCUCAACCAUCACCUAGCUGAUUUUCUGUUAGUUGUGCAUAGAUUCUCAAGUUUGAUGCUGAGAGUGGUUUGGCUGUUCCAGGGUCGUGUACCAUUUCCUUAACCUGAUUUCCUUAACCUUAGUUUCCAGGACCUGAUGAGGAUGUUGUGGCUGUCACUCUUGGAUAUUGUGCAAUAUUCUUACCAGUCUCCUCGACCAAAAUGGCUUUUACAGUGAGACCAUAGUCUUUCUGAACGUAGUGCUAAUAUUUGAUGUUACCAUUGAUACUGUAACACGAUAUUGGUGUCAUCACAGGGUUUUCAACUGUCUUGUUGCUUGAAACUUUUGUAUAUUAGUCUGAUCUAAUCAUCUACUCAAUGGAUACAAUCAAGUACAAUAAUGGCUGAAAGAGCCGAAUGUUUAUCGAGUCGUAUUUGUUAUUGCUCAGUAAUUGCAAGUAAUGACAAUUUAUUGAGAAACUGGUUUUGUUACAUCUGUAACUGAUGAAUAUGAAGCUAAAUAUUUGUGAAUAUUGUUGGCAUUCAUGAUGAAGAAUAAACAAUGUUUUCAUUGUAAAAAGUGUUUAUUUGAAAAGAUAGCUGUGAUUUUGUGGCAUUUGAUUGCCUAACCAAGCAAAUGUUUAUCAAUGUAUUUAUUUCCGUAAAGCCAAAAUAAUAGAAUACGCCAUGCCUAGUGACUGCUGUUUUCUUAUUGGCCCACAAUAGAAUAGGAGGGACUUGUGGUGCAUUAUUGUGCAGAAUGAUGAAACGGAAAUCGUAUUUUAGUGUGAACCAUAAAUAGUCUGACAUUACUGUU
Messenger RNA from Haliotis rufescens (red abalone), 2885 nucleotides. RefSeq names its product protein C12orf4 homolog. Gene Ontology annotation, cellular component: cytoplasm. The record is from RefSeq and is a predicted model, not a curated record. The coding region runs from base 146 to 1819 and encodes 557 amino acids. The transcript has 13 exons. Lineage: Eukaryota; Metazoa; Mollusca; Gastropoda; Lepetellida; Haliotidae.